Macrosteles quadrilineatus (aster leafhopper) is the source of this 4593-nucleotide messenger RNA. It is a transcript of the gene CycY, whose product is annotated as cyclin-Y. The coding region runs from base 558 to 1562 and encodes 334 amino acids. The transcript is spliced from 6 exons. The record is from RefSeq and is a predicted model, not a curated record. Gene Ontology annotation, biological process: regulation of cyclin-dependent protein serine/threonine kinase activity; regulation of canonical Wnt signaling pathway. Gene Ontology annotation, molecular function: cyclin-dependent protein serine/threonine kinase activator activity; protein kinase binding. NCBI's taxonomy places the organism in Eukaryota, Metazoa, Arthropoda, Insecta, Hemiptera, Cicadellidae. Gene Ontology annotation, cellular component: plasma membrane.
UCACUAAUGUAACCAACGUAACGCGAGGAAAUAAGAAUUGCUGCCAUCAAUUAAUUAACCGGGCAUCGUUUUAAUUGAUCUAUUUAUUUUGUAUAUUACUUAAGAUUUACAGUUAUUAUGAGACCGUACAAGUUAACAUUUUUUAAUUGGAGAUAUUAGUUGGGAUAGCCUUGUGUUCAUUAUCGGCUGACAGGUUCUAACCCUUAUCACAUCAUUGACCAUAGGCAAGUUGUAGAAUUUUACUUACUAUAGGAGACUUCAAUUAACUGUUGAUGAAAGCUGAAUGUUGGUAACUUAUUUUCUAGUUGUAAUAAUGUUAAAAUGUUCCUGGUAACCUCAAUAGAUUGUCCAGUAGCCUAUUUCCUAUCUGCUGACUUAAAGGCUUAGACCACAAACAGCUAGGGCUUAGGGCCUACAGGAAGCUUUUUUAAGCAUUUCUUCGAGUUCGAGCAUCUUUAGGCUCACAUCGAUUUUUGAGCUCCUAUCAUUAAGACUAGGAAUGAUAUAUUUUUCGUUUAACUUGUGUACUUAAUCUGUAAGAGGAAAACACCACAGUCAUGGGAAACAAGAAUAGUUGUUGUGCAUACUCAAGCCCUCCUACAAGUCGAAAGCAGAAAAAUGAUUUUGAAGAAGCGGCACAAGAAGGUGAAGAAAGUGUUGGAAACCUUCAACAUAUUAGUGAGCGAGAACCAGAAGAUUGUGAUGCUGACCCUUCUUUGCAUCCAAUGGCAGGAACAAUAUUUCUUGAAAGAUCUAAGGCAACAUUUGAAAAUGGUCAACUUAUAAGGAAGAAAAGCCAGAAUCAUAUUGAUUCAAGAGGAAAUUUAAAGAAGAGUAGUUCUUGCUCAACAAUAUAUCUGGAUGACAGCACAGUAUCACAACCUAACCUCAAAAACACUGUGAAAUGUGUCUCUCUGGCCAUAUACUACCAUAUAAAGAACCGGACCUCAGAACGACAUAUAGACAUAUUUGACGAGAAAUCGCAUCCUUUAACAAGAGACGGAGUUCCUGACGAUUACGAUAAGCACAACCCCGAGCACAGGCAGAUAUACAAGUUUGUCCGAACACUGUUCAACGCAGCUCAACUGACGGCUGAGUGCGCUAUCAUUACGCUAGUGUACCUGGAAAGGUUACUGACAUACGCGGAGGUAGAUAUCACUCCGGCCUCGUGGAAGAGGAUUGUUCUAGGAGCCAUCUUGCUGGCGUCCAAGGUGUGGGACGAUCAGGCGGUGUGGAACGUCGACUACUGUCAAAUAUUGAAGGAUAUCACUGUUGAGGACAUGAACGAGUUGGAGCGUCAGUUUUUGGAGAUGCUUCAGUUCAACAUCAAUGUACCUUCCAGUGUGUAUGCCAAGUACUACUUUGACUUGCGCACCCUCGCUGAAGCCAAUGAUCUAGCUUUCCCCGGAGAACCGUUGAGCAAAGAGCGCGCCACCAAGUUGGAAGCCAUGUCUCGUAUCUGCGAAGAAGCCCUCAAGGCCGGCCUCAAGAAGUGGUCGAGUCUCGACAACGUCAACAACUCUGCAGCAAUACCGAGGAGAAGCAUCGCCAUUUUGUCUUAGUACGCUUCCGUCCCGUCAAUGUUAGUCUGUGACUCAUCACUCGACUCUGUAUCAGUUGUGAAAGUCCAUACCUUGCUAUUAGUACUUCUAAUCAUAUCAUCUGGUAUAAAGGAAAACGUAAUAUUACCUUGUUUAAACACAGAGAUUUAUGAUUUAAAUAUUAAAUUAUUUGUAGGUCCUUUUUUUAUUUUGUAUAAAUUAUCCCUGAAAGCAUAAACUUUAAAAUAAAAGUUUAAGAUAAUUUUGUAAGGAAAAAAAUAUAGGAAUACUAAUUUGAAGUAUUAAUAGAAUAUUUUGUUAUUUAAAACGCAUUUUAAAUUCAUUGGAGGUUUAAUAGCAAGCAGUUUUAAUGAAAAAAAUCGCUAAUUCUCUAUUUUGUCUCAAAAACAUUCCCUCCAAAAGUUCUAUAAUGUUUAUACAAGAAAUGCAUUAUGUGAACUUCAUUUUACAUUGAGACAAUCUAAACUUAACAGCUACCAACUCCUAAAUAAUUUAAUCUUUAAACACAUUUCACCUGAUUCUCCACCAUCUUACUUUUAAAUUUUCUAGUAGAGUUUUAAAUUAUCUUCUAAUAUUUUAUACAACUUUAGAUCUUUACGUAAAUGUUUUGAUGUGAAAUAAAAUAUACUGACAUCAUUUUUUCAUUUUCAUAGAUCGUGUGGAGUAAAUAACCUAAAUGUACAAACUCUACUCCAAUCAUCGAUUUGAACAAUUUAUUGCAGAUACAAAGUAAAAAUCUCUAUGUGUUGAUUGAAGGUAUUGUGAGCCAGGAUUCAAGCUGUAGACCGACUGAACCAUAAUGGUUAAUCGAUCACAUAAAUGGUUAAUGUGACAAAUAGUCGACAAUCGGUUAUUCUUUUGGAUCAGUAUAGUUUAAAAGUUUGUGUAACAGAGAUUAUUAAAUUUAAGUGAGCAUGCAUGACUUGCUCAGAUAAUUUUCUACCUGAAUCCAGACUCACAAAGAGUGGAUAUAACUGUUGUGAUGUCUAUAGUCAAUGUCAACUGAUUAUUGAGUGGUGUGUGAGUUUUAGACUAGGCAGACUGAUGUAUAUAUGUAUAAAGGCUCGUUGGAAGGAUGGUGCAUUUUCAGAACUGUUCCUAACACGUGCUUCCUCCCCUUCGGUGCUACUCAGACUGUACAUUUGCAUCGUCCGUAACACUGAUGCCGCCACAUUCUUUAUUUUUCACAACUCGUCAGCAAUAAUAUAUCCUUUAUGCUUUCUCCAUGUUUUGAGAUAGUAGAAGUACACAGGGUGAGAAUCAGAAAAUUGGUCAUUGUACCUGACAAAAUAUAUUCUAAUUGUAUUUGAAUAUCGAUAUUCUCACCAUUCAAUUCCAUACUAGUGUUAUAUUUAAGCUGGGUUGUGAUACGAGGUUUGUAAGAGAUGACCACGAGAUUGUGAUGUAAUUUAAGGCUAAAUGACUUUUGAGGUUGUUAAGUUAUGCUCAAAGCUGGCCCCCUGUCCCUCGCCUAUUGCAAUCUGCAUGAAAACGUACGGCAUAAGCUAUGUUUUAGUGUAAGCCUCAGAGCGGUAAAAUUUAUAUUUGGUACUAAUAAUGUAUUUAUUAUAUAGGCCUAGUCAAAAAUACCAAAGGGCUCCACAGUGAAGGAAGAUCUUGUAUAGUAGGCUUAGGCUAUUUUCUUUCGAGUUUAUCACUCGUACGUGCCUUUUCAAGCUCAUGAGCGAAAGCAUGCUAGUCUGCAAGUCAUUGUUUCACACAACCGAAACUAUCAACGAUUUUACCUUGUUGUUAUUUUCUUUUACCUAACAUAUUUUUAUUUUAAAUACUCAAAGCCGACUUGUGUGUUCUGGUAAUAUUGAUUGAAAUAUUUCAACAAAUUAUGAUUUACAUACACCAACUUGUAUGUUGCAUGUAAUAAAGCCAGUCUACUAUUUGAGCUAAACAUAUUGUUAAAUGAUCUUAUAUGUUGAGAACUACAAGUAUUAUUGUUAACUCUUAUGUGAAUUAAUUGCAUAAGCAAUGUAUUCACAUAAGAGUUAACAAUGAUACUUGUGGUGAAUAUAGGAUAUUUGUAGGAUAUGUGAAAAACAUUGAAUGGUCAAUGUAAAACAGAAACUUAACAAUAGAUUGUGUUUAAACAAACAAUAGAACUAAAAAACAAAAUGUAUCUACAGAAUAAGAGAGAUUAAGAGUAAGAGAUUAAUCAAUUUUAAAUAAACAUCAUUGUAUCUGAUUUAACCUAGGUACCAGUUUAUCCUACAAAUUUUAAGAAAUAUUCAUUAUUAGACUAGAACUAUUUUAUACUAAUCUUUCUAUUGAAGAAUCUUUGUAAGAGUGAGCACAAAAACCCAAAAAUUAUCAAUCCAUUUCAAAAUACAUCAAAUAUUUGAUGCUGCACAUUUUAACAUUUACAAAUGUUAACGUUUGUACAUAUUUAUCAUCACUCUUUAAUGAAAAUAACCUUGUACAUAAUGAGGUAGCUAUGUAGAAAUGUUAAAAACUAUGUCCUCAAUGUGAUUACCAUUUGGUAAAGUUUAAAUAGUUUUUUUAUACUUUUUUCAAAUCAGAAUAUAAUAUAUCUUUCAACCAUGUACAGUAUGUAAAUCUGGUAUAAGUUAAGAGUAAUAUAAUGAUCUAACACCAUUCUAGGAUAAUAAUGGAGCACUAACCAUUCCAAUUAAUUUGUACAUCCGCCCUUUACCCUGUAGGUUGUAGUACAAAAUCAAAAAUUAACAAGAGUUGCCAUGUCUAUUUUAGGAAGUCUUAAUACAUUUUAUAAAUUAUAUGUACAAACUCCUCAAAAAUUAUACAGUUAGACUCCCGAUUAUCCCGAUUGGAUUAACCACAAUCACAAAGGAAAUAUAAUAUGCAAAUUAAAUGCACGUUAUACAGAAGGCCCAUCAACUCAUGGACAGACUAUAAGAGUUGUUUUUUUUCUUCACUGACAGAUGCGUCAACGGGUACAACCAAUGAGUUGAUAAAUUACAUUUUGUGUGUGUUAUAAUUUUUGUUACACAUAAGUUCUUCAUUAUUUGUUUUGAAAAUAGAAGCGUUUUGAAAGUUUCUA